Molecule: messenger RNA, 663 nt
Organism: Sinocyclocheilus anshuiensis
Lineage: Eukaryota; Metazoa; Chordata; Actinopteri; Cypriniformes; Cyprinidae
Product: protein unc-80 homolog
Exons: 7
Coding region: 1-663 (220 amino acids)
Biological process (GO): monoatomic cation homeostasis
Cellular component (GO): axon; cation channel complex
Molecular function (GO): monoatomic cation channel activity
Source: RefSeq, a predicted model, not a curated record
AUGGUUAAAAGAAAGAGCUUGGAUGACAGCGACCAGGAAAACUGCCGGGGGAUCCCGUUUCCGAUCCAAACCUUCCUAUGGAGACAGACCAGCGCGUUUUUGCGGCCGAAGUUAGGGAAGCAGUAUGAAGCCUCCUGUGUGUCAUUUGAGCGGGUGCUGGUGGAGAACAAACUCCACGGGCUCUCUCCAGCCCUCACUGAAGCCAUCCAGAGCAUCUCUCGCUGGGAGCUGGUCCAGGCUGCUCUGCCUCAUGUUCUCCACUGCACUGCCAUCCUUCUCUCGAACCGCCGCUUUGUCUUUCUCUUUGCCCCUCUCAUUAGCCGGAUCAAGGAGUCUGACCUCACCUUUCGACUAGCUGGUGGACUUGUUAUUUGGCAGCCAAUGUGGGAGCACCGUCAUCCUGAUGUUCCUGCUUUUUCUGCCCUUGUCAAACCCAUGCGUAACAUUAUUACAGCAAAGAGGAAUUCUCUAGUGAAUAACCAGUGUAGUCCUCAUGAUACCAGCAACCCAUGCCCUGCAGUGGUUUGUGAAUCAGUCCGGCCAGACUCCUCCUCCCCCUCAGCGACAGGUCAGAGCUGUCGCCGUGGCAACUCUGUAGAGAAGGGAGGGUCCUCACAGCAGGCCAUAAACAUUUUAAUUAAUGCAGUAGCUAUCAUGAAAUAA